This is a messenger RNA of [Candida] anglica, 1510 nucleotides long. The record is from the annotation of a GenBank genome assembly. NCBI's taxonomy places the organism in Eukaryota, Fungi, Ascomycota, Pichiomycetes, Serinales, Debaryomycetaceae.
CAUCACAUGGGCGAAAAUUCAUCUCCACGAAAAAAUCCGAACUGUCUCCGCUCCUCGGCACGUUUGGCCUCGGAAGUAAAAAUAAAAGUUCCAAUUGCGGAGCACUAUAUAAAAAAGGGAAAAGUCCCCCAGAUUUGAAAACGGUUGCUAAAACAUAAUUAGAGAACUUAUUCUUCUUUAUAUAUAUAUAUACACACACAUACACUAUGGACAGAUUAAACCAGUUAUCCGGCCAACUUUCCCCAUCGGCCAAGAACUCCAUCACCUCCAAGAACGCCGAUGACGUUGUUAUCGUUGCCGCAUACAGAACUGCCCUCACCAAGGGAGGUAAGGGUGGAUUCAAAGAUGUUGGAUCUGAUUACAUUUUAACCAAAUUCUUGGAAAAGUUUUUGGAAAAGUCUGGCGUUGACGUCAACUUGAUUGAAGACGUUGCUGUUGGUAACGUUUUGAACAGAGCUGCCGGUGCCUCCGAACAUCGUGGUGCCUGUCUUGCUGCCGGUAUCCCAAACACCGCCGCCUUCAUUGCCCUCAACCGUCAAUGUUCCUCCGGCUUGAUGGCCAUCCAAGACAUUGCUAACAAGAUCAAGGUUGGUGAAAUCGACUGUGGUCUUGCCGCCGGGGUGGAAUCCAUGUCUUCCAACUACGGUCCUCAAUCCAUUCCAAAGGUUGACGCACAACUUGCUGAAAACGCUGAAAUGGCCAAGUGUUUGAUUCCUAUGGGUCUCACCAACGAAAACGUUGCCGCCAAGUACUCCAUGAAGCGUGGUCCACAAGAUGAAUUUGCCGCCAAGUCAUACAACAAGGCUGAAAAGGCCGUUUCUAGCGGUGCCUUCAAGGAUGAAAUCUUGCCUAUUGAAACCGUCUUUGCCGAAGAAGACGACGAUGAAAACAUCACCUACAAGAAGGCCAUCAUCGACACCGAUGAAGGUCCAAGAAAGGGAGUCACUGCUGAAUCCCUUGGAAAGAUCAGACCAGCCUUCAAGAAGGAUGGUGUCACAUCGGCUGGUAACGCCUCGCAGGUCUCUGACGGUGCCGCCGCUGUUCUCUUGAUGAGAAGAUCUCUUGCUGAAUCCAAGGGCUACACCAUUGUCGGUAAGUACGUCAGCUGUGUUUCCGUCGGUGUUCCACCAGAAAUCAUGGGUGUCGGUCCAGCCGUUGCCAUUCCACAAGUGUUGAAGAAGACUAACUUGACUAUCGAUGAUAUUUCCGUCUUUGAAGUCAACGAAGCCUUUGCCGCACAAUGUCUUUACUCUGCCAAUGCUUGUAAGAUUCCACAAGAAAAGUUGAACUUGAACGGUGGUGCCAUUGCCUUGGGCCAUCCAUUGGGUGCCACUGGUGCCAGACAAUACGCCACCAUCUUGCGUUUGUUAAAGAAGGGUGAAAUCGGUUUGACCUCUAUGUGUAUUGGUACCGGUAUGGGAGCUGCUUCGAUUUUGGUUAAGGAAUAGAUAUGACCUGUUUAUGAUUUAAAAAAUAGUAUUUAUUAAAAUGGAAAGAGAUAUCAAAAAAA